CCCCACCCACACCCACACCCCACACCCCACCCACACCCACACUCACGCCCUCCUUAUAUAUUUUGGGGGAAAGUUAGCUGAUGAGUUAGUAAGAUUAAAUUUGCCCGAAUGUUUGCCAAAUAUAACUAUGUUAAAUACGUUAAUCUCAAGUUCAAAUUUAAAGAUUUUCGAAGCAGAAUUUCGAUUUGAUGAACUUCAAAAUAAAUUUGAAAAUCUUAAUGUUCAAUAUGCAUUUCGUUCGGCAGAUAUGACAAGUGUUAUUAGAAAAGUAAAAUAUGAUUCAACGGAAAAUGCUUUCAUCGGAUUUCCUACACCACUUGUUUGUUGAAAACCAAUUAAAGAACAUUAUUAAACUGAUUUGUUUGAUAUUUUGAAGUCAUGGUUUAAUUCAAUUGAAAAAUCGUCAUUCUUGAAUGUACAUAUGGUGCAGCCGUUGCCAUCCAGAAGCCAGAGCAUGAUUCCAAGUCCGUUUUUAUUAGUAGCAUAUGGAGUUGAUAAUUUAAGUACAGCUGAUGACAUACUUCAAAGGUGAUGGUACAUAUUUAAUCAGUUUUUACAAAGAAAAAUAAGACUAAUUGGUUUUUCCAAUCGUAAGAGGAGAACUUCAUAUUAUUAUUUCAAAUAUUAAUGGUCAAGAAUCUUUUUCUUUGUAGAUGCUGAUCCAAAAUAUUUACGCUCUAUGCGUUUGGUUAGUGGAUUCUUUGGUUCUGUUCCUAAUUUUCAAAUUCAUGAACAUUCACAAGCUUUUAAAAUACAAAUAAAAUUACAAUGGUCUUGGUUUUAUUUACGUAAAGAACAACUUUUGUUGUUUCUUCAAGAUGCCACGCAUUUAGUCACUAAAUGGCGAAAUCGUUUAUUAUCCUCGACAGCUAAAUUACGUAUUGGUAAUAGAAGUAUAUCAGUCAACCACUUAUAUGAUAUUAUUAAUAAUCUAGCAUAUACUAAAUUCGAUCAUUGUUUAACAAAAUCCGACAUUAACCCUAAAGAUCGCCAAAAUUUUAGCUCGUGCCUGAAGUUGACAUCUGAUGGUCUUCUUCAAAUUUUAAGUGAGAAUGUAAACAUUCAAGGCACCUUUGCUUAUCUUCGAAUGUUAAAAAUGAUCAUUGUAACUUAUAUUGAAAAAAAAACAACAAUUACUGAACGCAAAAAUACACGUGCAUUAAGCGGAAUUUACUCAACUAUCGUUAACUUUACUGUACAUGAUUUUUUACAAAGAGCUCAAAAAUUAUCGUUGCUCAAUGAUAUUAAAUAUAAGCAGUUACAUGAUCCAUCAGUUGACAAAUUAAUCUUUCCUGUUCAUUAUAAGCAUCAAAAUGAUCGGCACUCAUUAUCCACACAAUGUCAAAAUGAAAUCGAUCAAUUAGAUGUUGAACAAGUCAUUGCCAAUGCAUAUGAUGAAGCUGUUGAUAUAUUUGAUGACUUAGAAGUAUUAGACUGA
Rotaria sp. Silwood1 is the source of this 1438-nucleotide messenger RNA. Lineage: Eukaryota; Metazoa; Rotifera; Eurotatoria; Philodinida; Philodinidae. The record is from the annotation of a GenBank genome assembly.